CAUUAUUUUGGUGCAUAUAUUAAAGGGAAUUAAAGAUUUCUCCCUUUUUCAUCAAACAAUAGAUUUUUCUAGAUAUAAAGUUUGUUUUUUUUUUUUCACUUAAAAAAAAAAAAAAGGCGUAUAAGUAUACCCUGGUUUUCAAGAUUCAAUUGCAUUUUCUUCAAACCCAUCUAUCAAAUCUCUUUCAAGCUUCUCAUCUACUAACCGAUGUUUAUUAAGGUUUGGUUACAAGUAUUAAAAAGGAUUUCUUCUUAAAUGGGGAAGCAGCGUCUUCUUGGUUCGGUAUGUGCAACUGUACUCAUCCUUUCUUGUCUCUGUGUGCGUAUGUGUGUAUAUAUAUAUAUAUGUGUGUGUGUACAUACACUGAACAAUAUUAUAUUAUUGCAGACUUGUAUUCUGGAAGUAGAUCUCCGGUGUUGCAAGGCAUGUCCAUUGAGAGUAAAAAAAAAGUUGCAGAAAAUUACUGGUGUAAAUUCCAUCACCAUAGACGUAGAAAAAGGAACAAUAGCAGUUGCCGGUGAAGUAGAUCCACCUACAAUCAUCAACGCAAUCUCAAAGCUUGGAAAAAGAUCUGAGCUUUCAUCAUUUCAAAAGAACCCCACAACUACCGCUACUAAUGUUUCAAAGAAACCUCAGUCCAAUACUAGCCCAGGUUCAAAGAAACCUGAUCAGCAGGCCAAAAAGAACAUCCAAACUUCCCAAGCUAACAAGUCUCAAAAAGGAGGCACAAAUCGAGAUUGUGGUUGUCAUGGUGAUGAUUCAGAUUCGGAUUCUGAUGAUGAUGAUGAAGAUCAUGAUCAUCAUAAUAAUAAAAAUAAGGGUCACCAUAAUGGUCAUGCACCGCAUAGGCCUAAAGGGAUUAAUGCUCCUCCUCCUCAUCCAAUGUAUAAUUCCCAUCACAAUAACAUAAUUUAUAGCAAUGGCUACUUCUCUCCAGUGUCACUGCCUUAUCAAUCAAUGGCAAGGCCUUACGUGGGAUAUGGUUCUGGCCAUCAUCAUUACUUUCGACCGGCAAUGUUCGGGAGGCCUCCGCCGCCGCUGCCUGUGGUACCUCCAUAUGGACAUGGUUCUUACCAAUUGCCAAUGGCACCACCACCACCACCACCACUACCUCGGCCUCCUCCUAUGUAUGGAUAUCAUAACCAGCAACAGCGGGAACCGCCAGUCGGCAACUCUGUUUUGCACCUUUUCAGCGAUGAUAAUACUAGUACUGAGGAGGCAUGCUGUAUAAUGUGAGCCAUUUAUUUAUACAAUAGCAAAUUAUUUGGUUAUUCAACCUUUAUGUACUUUUUU
This is a messenger RNA of Ziziphus jujuba (common jujube), 1293 nucleotides long. RefSeq lists its product as uncharacterized. Bases 256 to 1236 code for a protein of 326 amino acids. NCBI's taxonomy places the organism in Eukaryota, Viridiplantae, Streptophyta, Magnoliopsida, Rosales, Rhamnaceae. Gene Ontology annotation, molecular function: metal ion binding. The transcript has 2 exons. The record is from RefSeq and is a predicted model, not a curated record.